Heterotrigona itama is the source of this 4261-nucleotide messenger RNA. The record is from the annotation of a GenBank genome assembly. Lineage: Eukaryota; Metazoa; Arthropoda; Insecta; Hymenoptera; Apidae.
AUGUCCAGUGAGAAGAUCUGUGGAGGAAUCGAGCAAUUUGCAAAGUGUUCGAUGGUAAAUUUAAGUGAAUGAUCCAGAGUAGAUAAUCUAGAGAGAAUAAAUAAGUCUAAAGAGAAAGGCCAGAGUAGAAUAGAGAGGGAAAGCAUUUUGUUUUGAAAAUGUGAGAAACAUUUUAAAUAUCGAAUUUCGAUCGCAGAUCAAGCAAAAUUGGCCUGCAAAGUUGAAGAAACCGACAAUGCAGGUUUCGCAGACUCGAGAAAAAGUGAAGAGAAUGCUUCCAUCCGAGGUAUAGUUACUAAAUUGCAUUGUCAACUAGAUGACUGAAAAGCAGUAUGUGCGUGAAACCUUCACCGAGACAACCUUCCUAUUUAUCGAAUUAUUGUGCAUCCUAUCUUGCUACUAAAGACUUCAAUAAUCACUUACUAAAAAGUACAACGUUGAGAUCUCAACUCAAUUGCUUUAAAGUAAAAAUGAUCGUACGUUUCUGUCAUUGCUCUAGAACUGAGAGAACAAAUCCCACGUAUAUAUUUUUUUUUUUUUUUCAAAAUUUCCAAAAAUAUUAAAUAUCAUAUAUUAAUAUCAUACCAUUUUUAUUUUUUUUGGUUUAAUUAAAUAUUGGUACGAGAGUUGAACGAAAAGUCAUGCUUCCGAGUUUAUAAUUUUAGUCUGCUAAUUGAAAAGUAGAAAACAUUCAAACAGUGACGAAAUGAUGACUAUACGACGCAGUCUUCAACUAACAAAUUACAACUGAACGCGAAGUCGAGCAAAGCCCGCACGAUUUCCACCUUUUCUGAAAUCAAAGCGACACAUCUUCAGUAUUCGACGAAUUCUGAAUUCUGAAGAGCAAGCUGCAAGUAUUAUCUUCCAUUUCGUCACGAAAGGAAGUUAUAAAAUCGGAAGUUGAUUUUUAUUUAAUUCUCGCCCUGUCAAAGUUUCAAUGGUUGUCUCUGUGGUUUCUAAAAUACUUGCAGCUAACACUAACUAGCCACUUAGUGUCGUGUAGUCCGCUUUCUUUUUCGUAUGCCUUACGAUGUACACAAACGUGUGUACAUUACAACAUAAUUAGGCAAAUAGUAACGUGAUUGCGUAUAUUUGUGAUUAGAUUAGCUUUUUCUACCGAUGAUUCAAUCCUGAGCCAACAUGCAGUCGCAGUUAAGGCUUUCAGAGCUAAGGCAAGCAAUUUGCCAAUUUGCUGUGUUUCAUAAUUAUGAUAAAUAAAACAGCGUAUGUAAUUAGACGAAGUUGCUUUUUUUUAAGCUUAUUUAUCAUUAGGUAUUCAUAAACUAUUAUUUAUAAGUGUUAUAACAGCAUAAUACCUAUGUAUUAUGUAUAUUAUGUAUACUAUGCAUUUGGAAUUUAUUUAUUGAAAAUGACAGAAAGUCAAUAUUUAAUUUGAUCUGAAGAAUGAUAUUGAGCCGAUAAAUUAAAUACUUAGUAAAUCGAUUUCAGAGACUUGACACGUACAUGUACAGGGUGGUAAGAAAAGUUUGUCCUAUUAUCAAGAUCAAUUGCGUCCUGACAGCGACUUUGGUCCUGGAUGGUUCUGGACGCGUGGAUGUCUAUAUUAAUGUUUAUAUUUCGAAUAAUAUUAGCAGUAGACUCACGCUGAUGCCACAACUAUGAUAAAUCAAAUGUUAGUGAAACCUAAUCCAGAACCAUAAAGUCGCUGUUAGCACUCACGCGUCCACGGUAAAUUAAAUGAUUAAAAAAUCUUGUUCGCCAUUUUUCAAGAGAGUUAUUAGGUUGCUUGGAAAAGAUUUACCUCCGCGACGAGUAGAGUACAAGGCAAAAGAAAAGACAGAAAAAAAUCUUUGACAAAUUUUUGAUCGGAGAAUUCAUCUAUGAUAAUCACGGACAAACUUUUCUUUCCACCCUGUACACAAUCAAAAUUCUUAAUUUACUUUUAUUCGUUCGAGUCGGGAUCGAGGCUUCAAUAUUGUACGUAAACGUAGCCUUGCUACGAUAUUAAUCGAGACUAAUUGCAAGUAAGCCGCUGCUGGCUUACUUACAUUUGUCAAUUUCAGUUGAUUCAGCGACGAGCGUAGAAACUGGCGACGUACAACCACGCGAUUCUUUUGUUAAAAAGGUAUCCAACUUAACUGGCACGACGAUCCUAACACGCAACAGUCUAGAAUCCAUGGAUCCGUCAAAAAGACCUUGGUAUAUGAAAGGAGGGACCAGAAGGCCUUACCCUGUCGUAAAAUCCCAUCGUACCGGAAGAAGAUUGGCGCGUUUGUGGCCCGACGAAGACGCUUAUGACGAUCGUGUUACUAAUCAAUUGAUGUACGUACCCACUGAUUACAAUAAAACUGGCGGCGAUCGUCCAUUGAAAAAGAUAAUGGUCCCACAUGGCAUGCCCGAGGCAAAAGUUGGCUCUGACAUAUUCCUUCAGCAUCGAUGCCCGGUUAAUACCUGCACGAUUGUCCGAGAUAACGCCGAAGAUGCAGAUUUAAUUCUGUUUAAAGACUACAUAACGCACGUGGGAAGGAGAUCCCCAAGUCAAGUGUGGAUGCUGUAUUUUUUAGAAUGCCCUUAUCACACGCAGAGCGUGAAGAACGCUGUCAUCAAUUGGACGGCAACUUAUCGUCGCGACAGCGACAUAGUCGCGCCCUAUGAAAGAUGGCAAUAUUACGACUCUAGUGUCACACAAAUAUCGCAGAGUUUUAAUUACGCAGCCAACAAGACUAAAAAGGUAGCGUGGUUCGUUUCCAAUUGCCAUCCGCGAAAUCAACGUAUGCAUUACGCCAAGGAGCUUUCGAAAUACAUUCAAGUGGACAUUUACGGGACCUGCGGCUCGUUACGAUGCCCACGUUCGCAAUCUCAAGCCUGUUUCGACAUGCUCGACGAAGAUUACAAGUUCUACCUUGCUUUCGAGAAUUCCAACUGUAAGGAUUACAUUACGGAGAAGUUCUUCGUCAAUGGUCUCGGGCACAAUGUUUUGCCAAUCGUGAUGGGCGCGCAUCCGACGGACUAUGCUCGCAGCGCUCCUUACCGUUCGUACAUCCACGUGGACGAGUUCGAGUCACCGAAAGAGCUGGCCGAGUAUCUUCAUCGCCUGGACCGGGACGACGAGUUGUACAAUUCGUACUUCCGUUGGAAAGGCACCGGCGAGUUCAUCAACACUUACUUCUGGUGCCGUGUUUGCGCGAUGCUGCACGACGACCGGCCGCCGAAAUUUUACAAGGACGUGAACGAAUGGUGGCGAGGCGAUGGCAUAUGCACGACCACCUCGUGGCGUGAACACGACUCGGUCCGUGUGGACAACUUGAAAAAUACCUGAAGUUACUGACUCGGUUGAUUCAGGUAACUCGCAGACGCGGUGCUAUACUAAUCGUUUAGACCGGCGCGAACUAGCUAGCCAGACGAUACGGAACAUUAUCGCUGUCGUUUUUCGUUGAUAUUAAUGGAUUUGUCUGGCUAGUCAAUGCUAAUCGACGAAAAAGCUGCCGACUACGAUAAUUUCACUUUGGCGAAAUUCACCAGGAUUACAGGAGCGUCCGAAUUUGUAUUUGCUCGACGACAACUUUUUACACGACGAUGCGUGUGUCGAUCGAUAACUGAUUCGCCGAUUUCUCAUUUCUUUGAUAGUGGCAGUAGAAAUCGAUUCGGGUCAAUUAUACCUACCGCGAGGUAAAUUAAAAAUCCUCUUUCUUUUAGAGAUGAAACAAAAUUACACAAUCCAUAUGAAAGGUAUCUUGUUCAAAAAACGUUCGAACCAUCGAUCUUGCAGUUUCUUCGAAUUAAUCGCUAAAUUAGUUUUACGCACAGAGUAAACAACUUCGGCGUUUCUCUUACAUCGAGGGUUCUUUUAUAACGUUCCUUUCGAGAUUCGUAACAUUCUUUUAUGGAUAUCGUUCGAAUUAGACAUUUUCGAAAACGUUAUUUCCAUGAAAUAGAUAUGUAUUACCAUCGUUCGUGGUAAGUUGGAGAGACGGUGUUUUAUACGAUUAUUAAUAAAUUAACGAAUAUCGACGUAGUUAGCGCGAGAUGAAAAACGAUGAAAAUUUCGCAGAGAACACACACUGCUAUAAUUACACGUCUCAACACGGCGUAUUCCUGCCUUAAGACAAAGGCAACUUUACUUUGAUUCUAUAUUCGUGAAAUAUAGUACGAAACAGAGUAUUAAUAGUUUCAACAUUUUCGACUUAGAUCAUAAUUUCCUACGAAAAUUGAAACGAGAGAUGAAAUUGAUUUCAUUUCGUAUCUUGUAAAUAUGCACAAAUGAAGUGCAACGGGACGAUUAUUUUUUUUUUUUUUUUUU